CGCGGUUGCCCUGGCAACUGUGGGCGGGGCAAGUCUCCCGGCGAGGCGUGAGCCUCUUGGUACCAGGCGCAGUUGCUAGGACGACGGUUAGGAAGGCACCGCAGCAACAAGGCUGGGAAGCUGCGUGAAACCCCGAGGUUGGAGCGACAACUGCAGCGAUGGCUCACGAAGGCUCGAGGCAGGAGAGGCAGAUCCGGGACCGAGGGGUGACCAGAUCCAAGGCGGAAAAGGUGAGGCCGCCUACGGUGCAGGUACCACAGGUGGACAUCGUGCCUGGUCGGCUCACAGAGGCAGAAUGGAUGGCGCUCAUGGCUCUGGAGGAGGGAGAGGAUGUUGUGGGGGACAUCUUGGCUGAUCUGCUGACUCGAGUCAUGGACUCUGCCUUCGAAGUCUACCUGACCCAGCAGUGCAUUCCAUUCACCAUUAGUCAGGCCCGGGAGGCGAUGCUGCAGAUCACCGAGUGGCGCUUCUUGGCCAGGGAUGAGGGAGAAUCUGCAGUGGCCGAGGACCCCACGUGGGGCGAGGACGAGGAACCUUUGGCAUGUAGGACAGAUGCUUGGGCUCAGGGAUCAGUGCCUGUGCUGGAAGCGCCAGCCUCUGUGGGGCUCGAGGAGAUCUUCCAAGACGAAGAUCGAGGGAGCAUGAACCAGAUCUCUUUAGGAAGAUCUUGGAUGGCCAGAGGCUCUCAGGAGCAGAUGGAAAUUUCGGAGCCUUCUCCAGAGCUGCGAGUUACUUCGGACCCCCCACCUACCCCAGAGGUGUUUCAGGAGACAGGGACUGGGGGUCUUUUAGAAGAACUGGACAUUCAGGCCAGAGAUCACCAGUCCUUAGCUGGAUCCUUGAACUUGAGGGGCCAGCAGUCAGGGGAGAUGGCUGUCGAUGGCAGUCCCCACCCUUUUCUGGAGCUGUCCCAGGUAGCCAGCACCCAGGCCUCGGCCCAGAGGGAACAGCCCUGCAGCUCCCAGUUCUCGCUGGAGGACCUCUAUUAUUGCACCGUGCAGCCACAAGAGACUGGGGACUGGCUGAAGCUCAAGAAGGAGAAAGUGCCCCGCAAGGACUCGGCCAUGUGGGUGGUCGGUCCUUCCGCCUCAUUAGAGCCACAGCAGCCUAGGUGCGCAGACCCGCCGCAGCGAGCACUUCACUACAGGGUGGGCCAAAAGGCCACAGCAUGCCUGGACCCCGCAGGGCUGCCACGCCACUGGGUGCACCCACUGGUGGAGGUUCUGGUUUCAGACUCCGAGACACGCCCUCUGGAAGCCUACCACCGGCGCAAGAGGGGUGGGAAGACUGAGGCUCAGGCCAGAUCCAUAGCACUGGGCCCCCAUGUCCGUGGCUCCCCAACAGUUUUCUUUUCUCUCCCACCUAGUGCUUCUUUCCGUGUCUUGGGCCAGAGCCCUGGUCUCCAAUCCUCCUCUUUGAGCGUAGGCCUACAGCCACCAGGCUUUGGGUCAAAGUUGCCCUUUCCCAGCCCUGGGUUUCGCUUUCUCACCACCCACCCAACCCUCCAGGAUCUGGCCCGGGGCCCCAGCCCCAAACUGUGGCCAGGUGCCAGGUGGCCCAGUGGCUGUGAGGGGGAGGCAGAACUGCUGGGUGAGAUGUGGGCAGGCUGCAGCCGAGUAUCUCCGCAUGGCCUUCAUCCCAGGGACCGGGAGGGUCAGGAUCCUCACAGGUGGCCUCAGAUGGCAUCUGGAGUCCUCGAGGCCACAUCCCAGGUGAAGUGGAAGCCCAUGUUGCUGCCUGAGGCAAUGAAGCUGGCUCCUGGUGUGAGCUUGUGGAACCCAGCCACCCAGGUGCUGCUCAGAUCUGCAGGACCCCAGGAGGUAGACAAAGAAGGCAGCACCUCUCCUCCCAUCCAGCAGCACUCCACCCAGACUGGCGCCCCAAAGCCUCAGGUGACCAUGAGACAGCUAAGGAAGAAGUCAACACCAAAAGUGUGAUCAGUCCUCUCCUAGCACCUGCCUCAUUCUGGGUCCUGAAGCUCAGGCAGUAGUUUCCUUCUUUCUGCUUCCUGGAAUAAACACCUCAGUUGCUCUAAGA
Molecule: messenger RNA, 2037 nt
Organism: Suricata suricatta (meerkat)
Lineage: Eukaryota; Metazoa; Chordata; Mammalia; Carnivora; Herpestidae
Gene: C4H2orf81
Product: chromosome 4 C2orf81 homolog
Exons: 4
Coding region: 159-1937 (592 amino acids)
Source: RefSeq, a predicted model, not a curated record